Molecule: messenger RNA, 2514 nt
Organism: Fusarium keratoplasticum
Lineage: Eukaryota; Fungi; Ascomycota; Sordariomycetes; Hypocreales; Nectriaceae
Product: Beta-glucosidase
Exons: 4
Coding region: 1-2514 (837 amino acids)
Biological process (GO): glucan catabolic process
Molecular function (GO): beta-glucosidase activity
Source: RefSeq, a predicted model, not a curated record
AUGCAUAUCCAUCAGCGUGCCCCAAUAGAUGUUGAGGCAAAGCUCGCCUCGCUGACAUUAUCUGAGAAGAUUUCUCUCCUUUCAGGCGCCGACUUCUGGCACACCGUGGCCCUCCCAUCCCACAACAUCCCCUCGGUGAAAUGCACCGAUGGACCCAACGGAGCCAGAGGCGGUCGCUUCUUCAACCCCGUCCCGGGACUUUGCAUCCCCUGCGGAACAGGCUUGGGUGCCACCUGGAAUCCCGACCUGCUUUACGCUGCAGGCCAGCUUCUGUCGCGAGAGUGUGAGGCCAAGGGCGCCCAUGUGUGGUUAGGUCCUACGGUCAACUUGGUUCGUGGUCCUCUCAAUGGACGCGGCUUUGAGAGCUUCUCUGAGGAUCCUUACCUGAGCGGUGUACUGGCUACGGCCAUUAUUCGAGGCGUGCAGAGUCGAGGAACGCUCGCUGCCCUGAAGCACUUUGUGGCAAAUGAUCAAGAAACUGAUAAGAUGUCGACUGACAUCUGUAUGUCUGAGAGAGCCUUACGAGAAGUGUAUCUGAAGCCUUUUCAGAUGGCUGUCAGAGACGGUAAGCCAAAGGUUGUCAUGUCGUCUUAUAACAAGGUCAACGGUACCCACGUUUCGGAAAGUCAGAAGCUUCUAGAUCAAAUACUAAGGAGGGAAUGGGAGUUUGAUGGCCUCAUAAUGAGUGACUGGUUCGGCACCUAUGGAUGCAGUCGUGCGCUCAAGGCCGGCGUGGACAUUGAGAUGCCCGGUCCGUCGAGACACCGCGCUGAUAAGGCCAUCGUGGCCGUGACUUCCGGAAAGGUCUCCGUGGACACGAUCGAUGAAAGAGCAAGAAAUGUCCUCAAGUUUGUCAACAACACAGCGACAGCACGAGUCUCACCAAAAGAGACAACCCGUGAUUUGCCAGAGGAUCGGGCCUUCAAUCGACGUCUCGCCCAGGAGAGUAUCGUCCUUCUCAAGAACUCGGAGAAUAUUCUUCCCCUUCGACCCCAAGACUGUCAAGAAGUUGCUGUUAUUGGCCCGAACGCCAAGCUUCCUGCUGCUUGUGGAGGCGGAAGUGCCAAUUUGCGACCAUACUACACGAGCUCUGUCUUCCAAGGUAUUCGAGAUCAAUUACCUUCCACGGCACGCGUUCACUUUGAGCCUGGCGUGUUCGGGCAUGUUCUCCUCCCCUACUUCACAAGCGAACACGUCGUCGACGAGUUUGGACAGCCAGGGGUAUCUGUCGCCUUCUUCAAUGAGCCCGAUUCGGUCCCGGAUAGAAAACCCUUUGACUCUCAGAACGUUCCAGAUACCACCUACCAGCUGAUGGACUACAACCACCCAGAGAAGAAAGAUGUAUUCUAUAUAUCAAUGCGGGCAAAUUACAAACCAGAUGUCGACGGUCUGUAUGAGUUUGGCCUAGCCAGCUAUGGUGUUUCAAAGCUCUACAUAGACGACCAUCUCGUGAUUGACAACGAGAGAGAUCAAUCCCAUGGCGGUAUGUUUUUCGGUCACGGCUCAACAGAGAGGCGUGGCACUUUCGAGAUGUCGUCAAAUCGCACCUAUCGCUUGCGUGUGGAAGCGGGGAGUGCGCUGACGUCCAGGGUGACUGGAGGGGCGGGUUCAAUGUUACCUCUACCAGGAGGUGCCUGUCGGCUGGGCGGGUGUCUGAAGCUUGAUCCACUUGAGGGAAUUAGUCGAGCUGUGUCUCUGGCGAAGCGAUGCCAUCAGGUCUUUGUAGUUGUCGGCUUCAACUCGGACCUGGAGAAGGAGGGCAUGGACAGAGAUUCCAUGGAACUUCCACCUCACGUCGACGACCUUGUUUCAGCUGUGCUGGAGGCUCAACCAAAUGCCAUAGUGGUUACCCAGGCUGGCAAUCCAGUGGCUAUGCCAUGGAAGGCCAAGACAAUUCUUCACAGCUGGUAUGGGGGCAAUGAGGCCGGAAACGCCGUUGCCGACGUUAUCUUUGGCAAGACAAAUCCCAGCGGGAAGCUGCCAAUGACCUUUCCUAACCGACUUGAGGAUGGGCCUACAUAUCUGAGCUUCGGAAGUGACAACGGCCAGAUAUACUAUGCCGAGGAUGUGUUCGUUGGACAUAGAUGGUUCGAGGCUCGUGGUAUUGAUGUUGCAUUUCCAUUUGGGCAUGGCCUGAGUUACACUACAUUUGCGAUUUCCAAUAUGAAAAUGGAAGGGAAUAACGUACUGGUGGACGUGAAAAAUACUGGGAAUCUGACAGGCGCUGAAGUGCUACAACUAUACGUCACCUUUAACACGGCAAAGUCUGGCAGGAGGUCGAGAUUCUUGCGGUCACUACGGACGCUUGCGGGCUUUCAGAAGACUCUUCUAGAGCCUUCGCAAAGCACAACCGUGGUCAUGUCUCUGGACAAGUAUAGUACGGCUGUCUGGGAUGUUAAGAGUGACAGCUGGUGUCGUGAAGCGGGCACGUACACGAUUUCUGUUGUGAACUCCGGUGGGUGCUUGGAAACGGAUUUGGUUGAAGAGAAGGAUAAUUAUUGGAACGGACCUUGA